Messenger RNA from Epinephelus fuscoguttatus (brown-marbled grouper), 1134 nucleotides. Its product is annotated as C-type lectin domain family 6 member A-like. Lineage: Eukaryota; Metazoa; Chordata; Actinopteri; Perciformes; Serranidae. The transcript has 7 exons. Bases 159 to 1034 code for a protein of 291 amino acids. The record is from RefSeq and is a predicted model, not a curated record.
CAACCAUAGGAACACAGGGCUGGCGUUUUGUUCCUGCUUUUAGAAAAUAAAUUAUUUUAGGGAUUAAAACGACAUAAGAGAAACAGCUGACGCAAAGCAGUUAUAUUUUAAUUUACUGAAACAAAAGCUUUGUGCCUGUUGAACUCUUGGAUCAAAUAAUGGGAGUAAACAAUGGAUCAGCUCUGCUGGAGGAGAAACAACAGGAAACAUCUACAGAUGAAAAAUCAGUGUGCCAGUUACUUACGUUAACCAGCAAACCUCACUGUGGGGAGGCAGCUGAAGUCUCAGCAACAUUCUCAACACCUCAGCAAAUAAAACUGAAACUAUCAGCAUGGCUGGAUUCCGGUGGAGGCUGGUUGAGUCAGUACAGACAGCUGGCUCAUUACUUCUCUCUGCUCUGCUUUCUGCUCAUCAUCAUCACUCUGCUCCAGACUCUCUGCUUGGUUCAGAUCACCUUGGUGUUCCAGUCGCAAUCAACCCUGCAGGAGACCAAACUGAGAGAUUUGACACACAGCCUGGAGAAGCUUAACCAGUCAUAUAACCUCCUGUUCUCCCAGUAUCCAGCUCUGAACCAGUAUUGCCCAGUCAGUAACUCCACCACUAGUGAGAGAGUGUGCAGCCCAUGUCCAGCCGGCUGGACACCUCAGGGAGAGAAAUGUUUCCUGUUCAGUCAGGACAGGGCCGACUGGAUCAGCAGCCAGUACCACUGCAUGGCACUGGGGGGCGCUGUGGUCACAGUCAGGACAGAGGAGGAGCAGGUGUUUCUGUGGAAAAAGGCCCGGAGUCUGAGCCAGGGAGACUCGUACUGGCUCGGCCUGAGGAGCAGCGGAGGUGACGGAGGUUGGCAGUGGAGUGACGGCUCCCCGGUGGAGCAGGGACCAGGGUUUUGGGAGCGUGAGCCCGAUAAAACGGACAGCAGUGAGCUGUGUGGUCGGCUCACCCCGGGAGACACCUACACAAGGAGCUGGUUCACCUACAGAUGCUCCAACCUGCUGAGGAGAAUCUGUGAGAGGAGACAAGCCUCUCUGCAGUGAACCAGACGAAAAUAAUCAAAAAAAAAAAGCACAGCAAAGCCAGAUUAGUGAAAAGUGAUUCAGGGGCGUGCAGCUGACAUAUUUCUGCUGUUGAUUUAAA